AUUUGGGUCGAACAUGGAACUGAGAGCGCCGUUGCUGCUGCCAACAUCGCAGCCGCUUCGCCAUGGCGAAGACGAUAUGAAAGCCCAUCUGCAGAGAGAUGGAGAACAGCGCAAGAACACAUGGAUCGACAGCAUGUUUAUCGUGGUCGCCAACGUCGUCGGCAUCGGUGUUUUGGGCCUCGCUCACGCCUUUUCCAAGCUCGGAUGGAUAUGGGGCGCCCUGCUUCUUGUAUCUACGCUGGCAGGCUCUCUCUACAGCGGCAUCCUCAUGACUCGCAUGAAAUGCCACGUUCCCCACGCGGUCGUAUUCGCCGACCUUGGUUACGAAGCGUACGGCAACCUCGGGAAAGCCUUCGUCACUCUCUUUGGGUACACAUACAUCAUCGGGACCUGUUUUUCGUUCCAGUUGACUGCAUCGCUGUUCCUUCAAGAAAUGAUUAACGGACUUUGCUUCGUCUACUGCGCCCUCAUGGUGGCCGCGCUUGUUCUCCCUUUGGCGCAGUAUCGCAGUUUCACCGAGAUGAACUCGAUCGCGGUGGUCGGCGCAGUGUCCAUGAUCGUCCCAAUCCUAGUCAUCCUUGUCGAGAUCGCGUGGCGCGGGAAUGUCCAGCCGACAACGACGUCGUGGGUGUCGAAUGCAACUUUCGACGCCGCCGUCGUCGCUUGCAUGGAUGUGGUGUUUGCAAUGUCUGGCCACGUCUUUUUUGUAGAAAUCAUGUCGGAAAUGCGCGAUCCACGCGAAUUUUCCAAGUCGAUCGUUGCCGCCACAUCCUUCUUCACGGUCGUGUACAUCCCGAUGGCCGUCGUGGGCUACUACUUUGUCGGUGAAGUCGUGACAAAUCCCAUCACGAACAACAUGGCGAACUUGACGAUGCGCCGGUGGUGCUCGAUCUUCAUCUUGUGCCACAUUGUGGUUGCUUAUGUGAUGGCGGUCAUGGUGCUCGCGCGGGCAGUCGAGCAGCGGGUGCUCCACCGAUCACACGAAAAGAGCAAGCACGCGUCCGUCGCGAAUCGAACGGCGUGGCUUGGAAUCACUGGUUCGAUUGUGUGUACGAGUUUCCUCGUCUCGAACGUCGUGCCGUUCAUCAAUGACCUCCUCGGGUUUGUUGGGGCCAUCAGCGGUGUCACCACGACAUAUGUGUUUCCGUUCCUCCUUGCUCCUGUGAUUCUCCGAGACGAAAUGACGCGGGGGCAUGCGCGCGUCCUGCACGGCGUUGCAGUUGCGAGUACCGUUGUUGCCAUCGUCGGGGUGAUCAGCUCCGUCCAUCGCAUGGCAAACUCAUACGAGACAAAGGCCCCGUUCUCCUGUUAAACACUAUUUUCGGACACCAUUUGUCCAUAUAUUCUACGUGGAGGGAGUGUCAUGCCUCAUGGACGUCGACGGUCGGAGGUGCGAGGACACAUGCGAGAUCGAACUAAACUCGUCGUGGAAACUUGCGUGGUCGCGGGGUUGCUUCGCCAACGCUCGUUUGGGCUGCUGGUGUCUCUGUGCAGCUUCUCGGCGAUGGUACUCGUCAAUUUCUUCCUCGAGAUCUUCCUUCACAUCGAGCCGCGUCGGUUCCCGUCGCAGCAUCUCCCGCAGUUCCUCGACGAUCGCUGUGUUCGGG
Molecule: messenger RNA, 1607 nt
Organism: Aphanomyces invadans
Lineage: Eukaryota; Oomycota; Saprolegniomycetes; Saprolegniales; Verrucalvaceae
Exons: 7
Coding region: 14-1312 (432 amino acids)
Biological process (GO): amino acid transmembrane transport
Cellular component (GO): vacuolar membrane
Molecular function (GO): amino acid transmembrane transporter activity
Source: RefSeq, a predicted model, not a curated record